AUGGCACUGCAUCAGCUCACUGUGCAUGCAUGCUUGCCAUCACCCAAGAUGGUGGUUGGGGCAUCAACACCCCCCACCAUCUGGGUGAUGGCAGGGACCAAUGGUGUGAACCAGAUGGGGGGUGCCUUUGUGAAUGGCUGCCCCCUGCCCCACUUCAAGAGGAGGAGGAUUGUUGAGCUGGCCUCCUGUGGACUGCGAGCCACGGACAUUUCACGUCACUUGAAGGUUUCCAAUGGGUGUGUCAGCAAGAUUCUCACCCGCUACUACCAGACCGGGGUUGUCCAACCAAAGGCUGUAGGAGGGAGCCGGCCACGAACAUCUACACCAGAAGUGGUGGCCCGGAUUGCCCAGCUGAAGCAGCAGCAGCCAUUCAUCUUUGCCUGGGAGAUCCAAGGGAAACUACACACGGAGCGAGCCUGUGCUACAGACAGGAUGCCCAGUGUGUCUUCCAUCAACCGCAUCCUCAGAAGCCUGCAAAUGGACAUGCAGUUCCACUGGGUGUAACUUCCAAACUCUCUUCCAGCAUUCCAGAGAGGGCAGUACCCAGAGAUGGCCAUCCGAGAGAAGAUGGCGUCUGCUACUGGCCUACCAGAUGCCACUAUCAGAGUGUGGUUUUCUAAUCGGAGAGCAAGAUGGCGUCGGGAGGCCAAGACCACGAUGGGCACAGGACAAGCAGGGCACGGGAUCCCCAAGGCUAUCUGUUGCUUGCUGAGUGACCUUGGCAAGCUGAGCAGCCCUGCCGGGGCCUGGAUGUUGCCCUAUCUGCAGCCAACCGCCCCGCCGCCCUGUGCCUGGAAUGAGCCCGGCUGUGGGCUGGCUGCUGAAGGGGCUCUGACUCCCCCACUUUGGAAGCCAUGCUUGCCUCCCCUUGAGGAGCCUCUGAGGGGUUCCCAUCAGCCAUCUGGUGCCAUGGAAAUGCCAGCCCUGGAAGCCCCUCCUCCUCCUGGCACUCUGUGCAAGCUCCAGUUCCUCCCCAAGGACCAGAUAGCAUGA
Rhineura floridana is the source of this 993-nucleotide messenger RNA. RefSeq names its product paired box 4 (gene PAX4). The transcript has 9 exons. NCBI's taxonomy places the organism in Eukaryota, Metazoa, Chordata, Lepidosauria, Squamata, Rhineuridae. The record is from RefSeq and is a predicted model, not a curated record. Gene Ontology annotation, biological process: regulation of transcription by RNA polymerase II; anatomical structure development. Gene Ontology annotation, molecular function: RNA polymerase II cis-regulatory region sequence-specific DNA binding; DNA-binding transcription factor activity, RNA polymerase II-specific.